AAAUGGCGUAAUGCCAAAAUGGUUUUAUUUAUAUCAUUUGAAUUCAAAACUAUAAGACGGAUUAUAUUUCUAAAAUUUUAAUACGUAAUAAGAUUUCUUGAUAUAAUACGCCAUCGCUAGUGCAACUAAACGAAUGUUGAGCAACGUUUCACUUCCCACUAAAGAAAAUGAAAACACAACUGAGACAACGAUAAAAAGAAACAGACUGAGUGCUGAAAGUUGUCCAAGUACUGAUAAUGACUAUAGUAUACAGUGCACACAGAAGGAGAAACAAACUGAAAUAGAAAACAAGAAAACAGAAAAAAGUGAAAUUGAGAAAAACGAAAAGGGUGGAUUUGAAAGACUUAAAUUUGAAAAUCAGACAACCCUUGAUAUAAAAUGUUCCGAAAGUAAGCCAUGGAUCAGUACCAUUGAUACGCUUCCGAAUGGAAAUUUAAUUUUGGCGGACUUUUGCAACUGCAAGCUGUAUGUUUAUAAUCAGUGUUUUGAAAGACAUAAAUCCAUUGAUGUCAGUGGGAAACCUUGUGCAAUAGCAGUGAUAAAUAGUGAAAAACUUGCUGUUACAUUACAAGAAAAGAAAUCUGUGGCACUUGUAAACAUUCUGACCAGAAAAACGUUCCGAUAUUUGAAUACAGACGACAGUUGCCAUGGAAUCACGUAUACCGAUGGCAACCUCGUUUUAAACUGUCUAGAGAAAGGUUUAACGUUUAUCAGUUUAAGUGGUGCUGUGCAAAAUACAAUUUCUGAUGUUACAGGCGAAGCUUAUUUGUGUUCAUCUGACAAUGGUAAUAUUUACUGUGCUGUAUAUUGGUCACAUAAAGUCUUGUGCUUCAAUAGGCAUGGCGACGAGAUAUAUUCCUUUUCUAAUCUGACAAUGAAAUGUAUGAGAGGUAUAUCGGUUGAUCAUCAAGGACAAGUUUUUACAAGCGAGUUUGGAAAAAAUAAAAUUCAUGUUAUCAAUUCAGAGGGAACAAAAUCACACGUGAUUCUUUCGAAGAAACAUGGAAUAAACAAUCCGCUGUGUGUGAUGUUCAACAGUAAUGACAUGUGUUUGUAUGUUUCAAAUAAUGACGGCGAAUCGGUUUCAAUAUAUAAAUUAGAUUCUUUUUAGGAAUAAAAUGAUAUAAUGUCUUA
Mytilus californianus (California mussel) is the source of this 1134-nucleotide messenger RNA. RefSeq lists its product as uncharacterized. NCBI's taxonomy places the organism in Eukaryota, Metazoa, Mollusca, Bivalvia, Mytilida, Mytilidae. The record is from RefSeq and is a predicted model, not a curated record. The coding region runs from base 134 to 1111 and encodes 325 amino acids. The transcript has 2 exons.